ACUACCAAGCACAAGCUGCAGUCUCACUCUCCUCCUCGGCUGUCUCCUCUCCUGCUCGUUUUCCCACCACUUUUCCCCGUUGUCUCUCUUGCUGUUUCUGCAUCUCCUCCACCCCACCUCCUCCACACCCCCCCUCCCCGUCUGUUUUCAUUCAAGCUGUGCUUCUCGCUCGCACCGUUCUCUCUUUCUCUUUUCCUCCCUUGUCGCCGCUGCUGCUCUGGCAGCCUCACCCUACAUCCCUCCCAUCCAAGCAAAACCUCCUCCUCCUCCUCCUUCCUCUUCCUCCUUCUCCUUUUGGAGAUCCUAAGAGCUGCUCGGCUCACGCUCGCACAUAGCACAACACACUCGUCUCCUGCGCGGGUAAAACAUGUCAACUGUUCUGGACCUGGAGCAGAUUUCAUAUGCUGGAAAUGAUGCGGAGCAUGACAUCGAGACUCCACACGGUGUCCUCCAUGUGACGAUGAGAGGCGUCCCCAAGGGCAACAGGCCUGUCAUCCUCACCUAUCACGACAUCGGACUCAACCACAAGUCCUGCUUCAACACCCUGUUCAACUAUGAGGACAUGCAGGAGAUCACCCAGCACUUUGCUGUGGUCCAUGUGGACGCACCCGGCCAGCAGGAAGGAGCGCCUCCCUUCCCCAGUGGAUACCAUUACCCUACCAUGGACGAGCUGGCUGAAAUGCUGCCCUCUGUGAUGACUCAGCUGAAAGUCAACAGUGUGAUCGGCAUCGGUGUAGGAGCAGGAGCUUACGUCCUCACCCGCUUUGCUCUGAACAACCCCAGCCUGGUUGAAGGACUGGUUCUGAUCAACGUCGACCCGUGUGCUGAAGGCUGGAUCGACUGGGCUGCUUCCAAGCUGUCUGGAUGGACCAGUAACUUGGUGGAUAUCGUCAUGGCUCACCACUUCAGCACUGAUGAGCUGACAGAAAACCAGGAGCUGAUCCAGACCUACCGCCUCCACAUCGCCCAAGACAUCAACCAGGACAACCUGGCCCUGUUUUGUGGCUCCUACCAGUACCGCCGUGACCUUGAGAUCGAGAGGCCCAUCGUGGGAUUGAACGAGGACACGGUGAACACACUGACGUGCCCUGCCUUGCUGGUGGUUGGCGACACGUCUCCUGCUGUCGAGGCCGUGGUGGAGUGCAAUUCCAGGUUAAACCCCACCAAGACCACGCUGCUGAAGAUGGCUGAUUGUGGAGGCUUGCCUCAGGUCGUGCAGCCAGGGAAGCUUGCUGAGGCGUUCAAGUACUUUGUUCAGGGCAUGGGAUAUAUUCCCUACGUUCUCCUCAGUCACCUGAGCAACGAAUCAGUGCCGUCAGCAGGAAUGACUCGUCUGGCUCGCUCGCGCACCACCUCCUCCUCCAGCAUCACCUCCAUGGAGAGCAGCCGCAGCCGCAACAACAUCAGCAGCCUGCUGGAGGGCAACGCGGCCGGCGGCGGCCUGGACAGCCAGGUGGCGCCCCAGACCAUGGAGGUGUCCUGUUAGACCCCGCCCCCCCCCCCGAAACCCGCCUCCAUGCAAACUCCUGUAGUAAUUUAUAUGUCCCCUCUCUCCGCCUCUCCUUUCACUUCUCGUCCUGAUCCCACGCAGCUCAACGCCAGGGGAGCGCGUGUGAUUAGAAAGGAGGAUCUAAUAAAUAUAUUAACAGAUGCAUAUUAGAGGAUAUGUUAUAUAUAUAUUGUCAAAGUCACAUUACUAACAGAAACCAUGAGUACAUUCAGAUGUUGUCUAUUUAAAUGUUCAAACCACAGGAUUGAGUCAGCUGUCUAACCUUGUAUUUAUUUUGUCUGUGUUUUUAAACCUCAUCACAGAUGUUCAACGGAGCUUUUUUUUAUUAUUAUUAUUAUUAUUCCUAACUUGUUUUUUUUUUUUUCCUUUUGGUCCACAAAUUGUGAAUCACUGUGUUUCUGUUUUUAAACCUACUGCAGUGCAAGUAAGUCACAAAGUAAGAAAGCGUUCCUAAACUACAGAUCCUUGUCGGUGUGCAGUUGCUCUCUGGAGCGUCCCGCUAAAACAGGGUUUUGUUGUGUAAAAAAAUGAGACAGUGAUAAAUUAUUUCAAAGCUGCUUCCACAAAAUGGGACAUUUUUCCUGUACAAUUAAACAGAAGGAGGGCGGGGGUGCACAGCUUUGAAUGAAUACUUCAGUUUUAGCUUUCAGUCUGCUUGAGUUCAGCCCUGCCAACCAGUACUGAACCUGAUAAAACCUGAAUAAGGUUCUGCUGUCCCAGCCGGGUCAUCUUAACCUUUUCACCUCAGCAUACCUUAUGUUAAAGCCAUAGUUUGGAACCAGGCUACUAAGGAUUAAAAGCAUCUCGCAUUUCUAUAACACGGACUGCUGGUGUUGUCCGUGUAUUAAGAGUCUCCUGUGUUCCCCAUAUAUCUAGACGUAGGAGUAGGCUGUGAGACUGAAACCAGGCCUGGCUGAAACUUUCCAGCGCAAUCCGUGACCUUGAGGUUUUGGACCACCAUUUGAAAAAGUUUCUUUAGAGCCACAACACUUUGCUCUGCUCCAGAGAACACCGUGUCCCCAGGGAAAGUCGCUGUUAGUCUGUCCCUUCUAUCUGGUUUCUAUCAAGGUGGAGGAGACUCUCAGCAUUUCCCUAUAGGCCAGUUUUAACGGGGAACCUUCGGGUGCCUGCUGGAGAGGCUGAAGGUGGAGGAGGAUUUUAGUUUUAGUACCACUGUGAUGAGGGAUACUGACGGACUCGUGCCUCAGUUUUACUUCAAGCUUCUGCACACUUAGCAUUUUCAUCUCCUUCCUUCUUACCGAUCUGUUGGUUUUCCGUUCAAUCGUACGGGAUAAAUGUUAAAGUAAAGAAGGAAAAAGCGGCGAAUGUAUCCGGGUCUCCUCCUUUUGCACGACAAAAACCUGGCUCCGUCUCUCUCCAGAGAGCCACCGCAGCAGAGGCGUGGGGCGGUAACGGCAGACGAAGGGAGACGGACGAUGCGCCGACGUAGCACUGCGACGCGUAGCACAAACGAGGCUGCAUUCAGAUUUCUCUUUGUGAUUGAACUCACCAUCUUCUUUCUUUCUUUUUUUUUUCUUUCCUUUCUGCACUUGUGUUGAGCUGAAUGGAUUUUUCUUUCAGUGAUGCUUUACCAACCUUUUAUGGGUCCAGAUGUGAAAAGUGUAUCAGUCCUGUAACGUAGGGGCCAAGAACGGCUUCUCACUGUCUGCUGAUUCAGCUCAUUUCUACUACUACUGAAUAAAGCUACGAGACGAGCACACGUC
Messenger RNA from Fundulus heteroclitus (mummichog), 3234 nucleotides. RefSeq names its product ndrg family member 3a (gene ndrg3a). Gene Ontology annotation, biological process: signal transduction. Gene Ontology annotation, cellular component: cytoplasm. The transcript has 15 exons. The record is from RefSeq and is a predicted model, not a curated record. The coding region runs from base 368 to 1486 and encodes 372 amino acids. Lineage: Eukaryota; Metazoa; Chordata; Actinopteri; Cyprinodontiformes; Fundulidae.